Mercurialis annua (annual mercury) is the source of this 2130-nucleotide messenger RNA. RefSeq lists its product as uncharacterized. The transcript is spliced from 4 exons. Bases 1 to 2130 code for a protein of 709 amino acids. Lineage: Eukaryota; Viridiplantae; Streptophyta; Magnoliopsida; Malpighiales; Euphorbiaceae. Gene Ontology annotation, molecular function: RNA-DNA hybrid ribonuclease activity; nucleic acid binding. The record is from RefSeq and is a predicted model, not a curated record.
AUGGAUAACUUUAUCAUAGCUUAUGAAAUCAGUCAUUAUUUCAAGAGGAAGCGGCAUGGAAGAGUUGGUACAAUGACUUUAAAAGUUGACAUGAGCAAAGCAUAUGAUAAAGUCGAAUGGUUGUUUGUUGAGAGUAUGAUGAAGAAGAUGGGUUUGGACUCAAAAUGGAUCAGAAUUAUGAUGUUAUGCAUAGCUUCUGUUCGUUAUAUCAAGAUUGGCGAUUUUCAGCUUGACAACCCGCUUGUUCCUGGAAGGGGUCUUCGCCAAGGGGAUCCUUUGUCCCCGUAUCUUUUUCUUAUUUGCGCCGAGGGUGUGAGUUCGAGAUUGAAUGGGUUAGAGGCAGCUGGAAAAAUUUAUGGGUGUGCGGUUAGUAGACUGGCUCUGAGAAUAAAUCAUCUUUUUUUCGCGGAUGAUUGUUACCUAUUUUUCCGAGCUGUGAAGGAGGAAGCUACUAUCAUCAGGAAUACUCUUCUAGAGUAUGGGUCUGUUUCGGGUCAGGUUGUUAAAUUUAACAAAUGCAAUAUCCGGUAUAGUUUCAAUACCGAUCAUAGAAUGAGGGCGAAGAUUAACAAUCUAAUGUGCAUUAACAAAGUGGAUAACCAAGGAUUAUAUUUGGGCCUGCCUUCAUUAAUUGGUAGAAAUAAGCGGGAUGUUUUCCGUUUCAUUAAAGAUAGGGUGUGGCAAAAGUUGCAAGGGUGGAGAAGUAAGAUGCUUUCCUCUGGUGGUAAUGAGAUCCUUCUCAAAUCGGCCGCACAAGCUAUGCCUAACCAUGUAAUGUCCGUCUUCUUAAUUCAUGUAGAUCUGUGCGCUGAGCUCCAAAGAAUGAUGAAUUCUUAUUGGUGGAGUAGAGAUUCAUCGAGCAAGAAAGGUACUUCGUGGUCUAGCUUGAAUAAUUUAUGUACACCGAAGGGUUUAGGAGGUAUGGGCUUCAAAAAUUUACAUGAAUUCAAUGUUGCUAUGCUUGGCCGUCAAUCUUGGAGGUUAUUACAGAACAAAGAGUCGUUGUGUUUUAAAGUGUUAUCGACAAAGUACUUUCCUUCCGGCAAUUUCUUCGAUGCUACUUUGGGCAAUAAUCCGAGUUUCACAUGGCGAAGUAUUUUUGCAACUCAGGAGCUGAUGAGAAGUGGAGUGAGGAGAGGGAUAGGACCUGGAUCGCAAACUAGGGUAUGGUAUGAUCCCUGGCUUGCUAAUGGAAAUAAUAGGUUCAUAGAGAAAACGGCUCUGGAAGGGUUAAGUAACACAACGCGAAGAGGGGAGGAUUAUUGGACCCGAGUGCAUGAAAAAAGAGGGAAUUAUUCAGUUAAAACCGGCUACUGGGCUCUGUAUGGGGAAGUUACAGGUCUUGUGCAUGAAACGCCUCCACGUCCAGUUGGCAGCAAAGUUUUCAACUUAAGGCAUGAAUCAGUGGAGCAUGUAUUGUAUCACUGCCAUGUUGCUAGGGGUUGCUGGAGGAGAUUGGGAGUUCAGGUGCCCGGUGAUGAUAACACGAAUGCCCAUGAGUGGUUGCUCCAAACUUUUAACUGCAAAAGCGUUGAUGAGAGGAACGUUAAAGCGAUGGUCUGCUGGAAAAUAUGGCUGCAUCGGAACGAAGUCGUGUGGAAUGAUAAUUGGGGUUCUCCGGAGUUGAUUGUGAAUUCUGUAGCUAGUGAUUUAGUUGCAUGGCAAUGUGCUCAAAAAAAGAUCUGCCAGCAAUUGUCCUCCAGUUUGGGCAAAAAUGAUGGCCUGAUCAUUUUGAGAGCUCUUCCAAGAGGGGACAAUGAUGGUCGGCUGAUCCAAGCAAGAGUUGUUUCGUAUCAAGGCUCUUCCACAGCAAGAAUUGCUGAGCUGAUAGCGAUUAAAGAAGCCUUGAGCUGGUUAAGGGGAAACCAGAAUGUUAUCUUCGACUCUGAUGCAUUGGACGUUAUCAUGGACCUUUGGCUGCCACUAAAAGCCGGGAUUGAUCCGAUUAUUGAUGAGUGUAACUCUCUAUCGAAGCAAUUUAGCAACUGUCGUUUUAUUUUUGUAAGGCGGUCUGCGAAUGGAGAUGCACAUCUGUUAGCGCAAGCCUCUCGUUCUAUGCCAGGCCAGCAGGAAUGGUUUCAUAUCUUUCCAGCUUUUCUUACGCCUGUAAUUGCUUCCGUUAUUGCUUAA